CAGGCUGUUGCCCGCCUCUGCGGGCAUCUACCGCGGGCCGCAUGGCGGGCCGUGGCAACCGAGACGCAGUCCGGCCACGCAAUGCCCGAGCACCGGACUGCUGUAGCAGCCCGGAAGCGGCGCAAGGCCUAGUCUUCAAUCCCGCUCGCACGCAGUCCUGGACGUGCUGUCCGGCGUUCCGUAGCGGCUGCAGUAUUGUUCCGGUAUCGUCGAAUCGACAGGCCUGCUGAUCCAGAGCCAGGUUUCUCCAUCUCUUCCAAGUCACGAGUGUGAGAGUGCGUUGGAGACUGUGAAAUCGAGACCAGCUAGAAGGACAGCAAAGGUCAAGUACCAGCUGAUCAACCACCUUCCGCAAAGUUUUCUAUAACCUGCUGAAGACUCGACAUCGUCUCUCAUGCUAAACUGCAUCCGAUCCAACUCCACUGGCAUCGUGCAAUUUUGCUCGGAACAGGUAACUGCAGCUCUCUCCUUCAGGGCUCGCAUGCUCUGUAAUAGGUUUCUAAAACCCGGAAAGUUGGUGCAAUACUGGUAGCACUUGUGGAUAUCUUUACGAAUAUAAACGAAGACAUUCUUGAGAAGUAACUUGAGAAGUAAAAAAAAACGAAAGAAAGUCAUUUUGGUCUGAAAGAAGAACUGUGUUAGCACCCUCGUUUCUUCCGCGGCUUCACAUCCCCAGCUGCCAACAGAGUCUAUUGCUCCGCCAGACCCCUCACACGUGCCUUUCCCAGUUAGUGUCAUCGAGCGCUGCAGGAGGAGGCGGCAAGUGGGCGUUUCGAAAGUAGCCCUUCAGGAGAACUGAUUUGUUUGAGGGCGCCUGGAGAACGAGACGGCACCUCACGUUCCACGGUAUUUGUGUUGCCGAUGAACUUUUUUCCAUGCACAGUUUGGUACGAGAGAUGUCAGUCCAAAACCGCGAUUAGCGAAAUGGUGCAACGAAAAUAUGCCUCGAAGACCAGAUGAUAGUGCUCGUACAUUUCAACGGUUGAUUUCUUUUGCCUCGUCAACCUGGAUUCCGAACCCGCGUGCUGGAAAGGUGCUUGUGCAUAUUCGUUGCCCAAAAGUACCAUGUCGUAAUUAAUUCGAUGGCACACCUGUUAGUGGAGGACAGUACGGUUUUGCAAAGAGCUCGUUCUCUCAUCAUACCUUGUCUUGUGUGGUUUUCACCAUUGCGAGCUCUCUGACGAACACCAACCACUGCCAAACACCGACAGCUGUACGAACGAUAUCGUCGAGGUCUUCAAGUCUGGAAAUCAACCAACGCGCUUAAGAGGGACUGUUAUCCAUGGCGCUCCGCAUGUGUUCUGUACGUGAAGUGCUCAUUGUGCGGGGUCGACGAGACCACUAAUUACGGCGUUUCGGUUUUGUGCUUAAAGAUACCGAAGUUCUGCAACUCCAAUUGGUGUAUCGCAACAACUGCGUAGGUACAUCAAUCUUGGCAUUAGGUUCAAUUAAGGUGGCAAAAUACUGUUUCGCGUUCUGUAGGAGAGAACAGAGCCUAUAUAUCCGACAGGACUUGGCCAAUCUCGUUGAUUGACACUCGCAAGCCACUGCCAGAAAGCUUUCGCUCGAACAUGAGCCUGGUGGGUGGCUUUCCCCCAGCGGCUGCGGCCGCAUUCGCCGCCGAGGAGCCCCUGUACGGGGCUUACUACGCAAGUGGUCCACCGGGAGCCGAGUACCUGGGUUGGCUCCUCGGGGACCAGGCGACGGCUGGUGACCUGACCGGCAGCGGAGGUGUGCCGGCGGCGUGCUCGUACUCGGCCGGCGGCCCAGCGAGGCCGGGCUCGGCGGACGAGCCCUGGGCCUCGCCUCACCCGCCCAGCGUCCCGCCGCCGCCUGCGGGGCGCGGGGUCAAGCGGCGGGUGACCGCCAACCGCAAGGAGCGACGCCGCACGCAGAGCAUCAACAACGCGUUCGCCGAACUGCGCGAGUGCAUACCCAACGUGCCAGCUGACACCAAGCUGUCGAAGAUAAAGACGCUGCGGCUGGCUACCUCGUACAUCGCCUACCUCAUGGACCUGCUGCAGGGACCACCGGGAGCCGCCCACCAGGCGUGCUUCAAGGCGGACCUGCAGGCGGCUCAUGCAGCCCUCACGCUCCACCACCAGCAGCAGCAACAGCAACUCCCUCCACAACAGCAGCAGCAGCAGCUUACGCCACUCAGCUCCCCGGACGAGGUUCGUCGAAAAGAGCUGGCGAACGUGAUCCAGGCCGAGAAGAGGGGCAAAGGCCGAACGGGCUGGCCACAACACGUCUGGGCGCUGGAGCUCAAGCACGACGCCUGAGAACUGUCGCCUACGCGUCGGCCGACUUUUCACGCGACUGGACCUCGGUGCAUGACGAUGCUGCUGCUCAUGCUGCGGCUGCUGCUGUUGCUGCUGGUAUCUGAUACCUAUACACCGUCUAGUGACUUGCAGUUGAAUCAGACCGAAGAAGUAGCUCUGCGGUGGGUCGACAUCUGCAACGAGGCUUUGAAUAUGGUGCGCUGCCGAGCGAGACAAAAUGUGAUCUGUGAAUGGAAAGCUUUUUUUCCCCCUUUCUUUUCCCACCGAAGAAUCUGUGCUACGCGCUUCCAAAUGGGACAUUGUCUAGCACCUGUCAAGCCGGUUGUUCUUUGUGCACGCCAGCUGCCCUGCAAGCGCGCAUAUUUCCUGAAGUAUACUUGUGGUAGAGAGGGAUUCGUUCAUUAUAGCAUCGACCUCAGAAGCAUGCACUGUGCUCAACGCCACUGUUCUGCAGUGAAUAAAAAGAAUUGAUUUGU
Messenger RNA from Rhipicephalus microplus (southern cattle tick), 2758 nucleotides. RefSeq names its product heart- and neural crest derivatives-expressed protein 2. Lineage: Eukaryota; Metazoa; Arthropoda; Arachnida; Ixodida; Ixodidae. Gene Ontology annotation, biological process: regulation of transcription by RNA polymerase II; developmental process. The record is from RefSeq and is a predicted model, not a curated record. Gene Ontology annotation, molecular function: DNA-binding transcription factor activity, RNA polymerase II-specific; RNA polymerase II transcription regulatory region sequence-specific DNA binding; protein dimerization activity.